UUUGGCGCCCGUGUUUGAUGUCGGGAGUGUAUUACGAGUUAUUUUUGUUUUAAAAACGGUUAUCCAGACGUAUUUAUUGGACGGUCUUUGCAAGAAAGAGGUUUGAAAUGUUUGUGUCCGAUAUCCGAAAGGAGUUCUACGACGUUGUUGUAAACCAGAGGGUUGCGCUUCUUGUUUCCGCGGAUAUCGAUGCCCUGUGUGCCUGCAAAAUACUCCAGGCUCUGUUCCAUUGUGACCAUGUGCAAUACACUCUGGUUCCUGUGACAGGCUGGCAGGAACUGGAAACUGCAUUUCUAGAGCACAAGGAGCAGUUCCGGUACUUCGUUCUGAUUAACUGUGGCGCAAACAUUGACCUGCUGGAGACCCUUCAGCCGGAGGAGGACUCUGUGUUCUUUAUCUGUGACACGCACAGGCCUGUUGAUGUUGUCAAUGUCUACAAUGAUACACAGAUUAAGCUGCUCAUAAAGCAGGAUGACGAUCUCGGCAUUCCUUCCUAUGACGAUAUCUUCAGAGAUGAUGAAGAGGAGGAUGAGAAUGGGGUUGACUCUGAAAACGAGAGCGAGGAUGGCUCAGAGCCCUCUGGUAAACGAAGGCGCUUUGACGAGGGUGCUGUGGAGAGAAGGAUAGAAAGACGAAGGGAAAAGCGAGAGUGGGAAGCGCGGAGAAGAGAAAUCUUAUUUGACUAUGAGCAAUAUGAAUACCAUGGAACCUCGUCUGCACUAGUGAUAUUUGAGCUGGCCUGGGUUAUGUCCAAGGACACCAAAGACAUGCUUUGGUGGUCAAUUGUUGGUUUAACAGACCAGUGGGUUCAAGAUAAAAUCACACACAUGAAAUACGUCACAGAUGUGGGCACGCUGCAACGCCACGUUUCCCGACACAACCAUCGCAAUGAGGACGAAGAGAACUCUCUCUCCAUCGACUGCAUGAGAAUCUCGUUUGAGUACGACCUGCACCUGGCCUUGUACCAGCACUGGUCCCUCUACGAGAGUAUCUGUAACUCCUGUUACACGUCGUCACAUUUUAAGCUCUGGUCUAUUCAUGGACAGAAGAAGCUGCAGGAGUUCCUUGCUGAUAUGGGCCUUCCACUAAAACAAGUGAGACAGAAAUUCAACUCUAUGGACAUCUCCAUAAAGGACAAUCUCCGUGAAGUCAUUGAAGAAUCUUCAAAUAAAUAUGGAAUGAAAGAUAUCCGAAUACAGACGUUCAGCGUUCAUUUUGGCUUUAAGAAUAAAUUCCUUGCCAGUGAUGUGGUCCAUGCUGCAGCAGCCCUUCUUGAGAACAUUGAGAAGGAUGAGAGUAGAACCGAUAACUUUAUUAAUGCUUUAGACAGCCUGUCCAGAAGCAACCUGGAGAAGCUGCACCAUGGGAUCAAACUGGCCAAGAAAAAGCUUAUUUCUGUUCAGCAGACCGUAGCCAGCUGCAUCUGUACUAACCAGAUCCUCUCACAGGGGCCCUUCCUCUACUGCUACCUGAUGGAGGGCACUCCAGACGUGAAGCUAUUUUCCAAGCCGAUGUCCUUAAGUAUUCUCAGUAAAUACCUGCUGAAGGCAUUUGUUCGUUCAACGAAGAACAAGCGUUGCAGGCUGCUCCCUUUGAUUAUGGCGGCCCCCAUGGAUGUGGAAAAGGGCACUGUGAUCGUGCUGGGAAUUCCACCAGAGGCGGAGAGCUCGGACAAAAAGAAUUUCUUUGGAAGGGCAUUUGAAAAAGCAGCUGAAAGUACCAGCUCCAGGACGCUGCACGACCACUUUGACACAUCUAUUAUUGAGCUGAAGACUGAAGACAGAAGCAAGUUUCUGGAUGCUCUUAUUACGCUCCUGUCGUGAAGGUAAACUUUACCAGAAAGAUGAUCUCUGAGCCACUGCCUUCCCUCAGACACUGAUACUGUAGCCAUACUUAGUUUAGAUUGCCAGCCUUAAAUGUAUUUGAAGAGCUACAGUUUACAGUAAAGUUGAUAUCUACUAAAUACUCACUUUUUUUUUUAGGUCUGAAACUUUGUGUGUCUGUCUGCUUCUUGAAUGUUUUCUCCAUGUAAUGUGUAAAACUCAUGUCUGAUUUCUUUGUAUUUGUCGUUUUUAAUAGAUUUUUAUAUCCUAUGUAAAUAAUCAAUUGAUGUAGCAAACAUCCUUGUUUACACAUUUUAAAUAAAAUGACGUGCCA
This is a messenger RNA of Polyodon spathula (Mississippi paddlefish), 2157 nucleotides long. It is a transcript of the gene cdc45, whose product is annotated as CDC45 cell division cycle 45 homolog (S. cerevisiae). NCBI's taxonomy places the organism in Eukaryota, Metazoa, Chordata, Actinopteri, Acipenseriformes, Polyodontidae. Gene Ontology annotation, molecular function: DNA replication origin binding; single-stranded DNA binding; chromatin binding. The coding region runs from base 108 to 1823 and encodes 571 amino acids. The record is from RefSeq and is a predicted model, not a curated record. Gene Ontology annotation, cellular component: DNA replication preinitiation complex. Gene Ontology annotation, biological process: mitotic DNA replication preinitiation complex assembly; double-strand break repair via break-induced replication; DNA replication initiation. The transcript has 18 exons.